CAAUAUCCAGACUAUUAUGCAAUAAUUAAGGAGCCUAUAGAUCUCAAGACCAUUGCCCAGAGGAUACAGAAUGGAAGCUACAAAAGUAUUCAUGCAAUGGCCAAAGAUAUAGAUCUCCUAGCAAAAAAUGCCAAAACUUAUAAUGAGCCUGGUUCUCAAGUAUUCAAGGAUGCAAAUUCAAUUAAAAAAAUAUUUUAUAUGAAAAAGGCAGAGAUUGAACAUCAUGAAAUGGCUAAGUCAAGCCUUCGAAUGAGGACUCCAUCAAAUUUGGCUUCAACCAGGCUGACAGGUCCUUCGCACAGUAAAGGCAGCCUUGGUGAAGAGAGAAAUCCCACUAGCAAGUAUUACCG
Galeopterus variegatus (Sunda flying lemur) is the source of this 350-nucleotide messenger RNA. RefSeq names its product protein polybromo-1-like. Gene Ontology annotation, molecular function: protein binding. The annotation marks the transcript as partial. NCBI's taxonomy places the organism in Eukaryota, Metazoa, Chordata, Mammalia, Dermoptera, Cynocephalidae. Gene Ontology annotation, biological process: chromatin remodeling. The record is from RefSeq and is a predicted model, not a curated record. Gene Ontology annotation, cellular component: RSC-type complex. The transcript is spliced from 4 exons.